Messenger RNA from Diospyros lotus (date-plum), 913 nucleotides. RefSeq lists its product as uncharacterized. The transcript has a single exon. The record is from RefSeq and is a predicted model, not a curated record. Bases 138 to 512 code for a protein of 124 amino acids. NCBI's taxonomy places the organism in Eukaryota, Viridiplantae, Streptophyta, Magnoliopsida, Ericales, Ebenaceae.
UAUGAGUUUAUUCAUAACCAAAGAAGCCGGCCAAAGCAUUAUAUAUACACAAGUUCAUUCAUAAGCAAAGAAGCCGGCCAAACAACAGGAGACUUCAUUCUAGCUACUUGAAGAAGAAAACUCUAGCCAGAGAGGCCAUGGCUGGCUUACAGAGAUCGGUAACAUCAUUCAGGAGGCAAGGCUCAUCGGGGCUUGUAUGGGACGACAAGUUCCUUUCUGAAUUGAACCAGCUCAACCAAAAGGAAGACGACGACGACAAAGCUCGAGACCAACAAGGAGAACAGGCCAAGGAGGCGAAGCCUUCGAGAUCCGCCGCGGCCGUUGGAUCGAUCAACACAAUUGAGCGGAGCCGAUCCAGCGGAGGCGGCGGCCGCGCCUUCCGCACCGGCAAGGUGUCGCCGGCGAUAGAGCCGCCUUCGCCUCGGGUGUCGGCGUGUGGAUUCUGCAGCACUUUUGGGAAGAAGAAGGACAAACCCCGUCGCCGGCCUAGGUCCGGCAAGCGUAGGACAUGAUACUCCGUCGCUCCGGCGGCGGCGGCAGCAUCCGUGAUGGGAAAGCUUGGUCCUGGUGGUGUUCGAUGAUAUGUCUGAAUGAGUAGCUAGCUAAAUUGCCCUAAGAAUUUUGGAACAUGUUGGUUUUCAUCUUUGUUUCAUCUGAAAUUCUAGACAUGGUUUUGGUAUUGGUAUUGGUACUUGUUGGAUGUAAUUCAUUCAAAUAUGUGCAUAUUGUUGGGGAAAUUAGGAGGGAUCUUAUUGUACAAAAGGAAGGAUCUCAAUUGUGAAACUCGCGUCUCUUUGAUUGAUGGUUAUGCAGUUGCAAUUGGUAAUUUUAGGGAUUCGGGGGCGGCAUGGUCUUCCCUUUUGUCUCUCCAAUAUUCAAAAGCUUCUUGCAAUUGGGAAUUUUUCUUCGUAUA